UUUUCAACCGUCAGGCGCCGCCGCGACUCGAGAGUGGAAGAGAGGAAGAGAGGAAGCAGCGUGUGUGUGUCUGUGUGUGUGUAUUUUGAUUUCUUUUCACAAAACGGAAUAAACAAAAGGAACGCGUCGACAUGGAUUUGGACUCUAUGAAAUAUGCGGAGUUGCGAAAUAUCGCCAAGGAGCUCGGAUUCAAAGCGAACAUGAAGGCGGAUAAACUGCUGAAAAUGAUCAAGCAGCAUUAUGAACAAGAGAAGAACGGGGAGGGGGAAGAGCAGGGACAAGGUGAGGUCGCAGCUGCUGCUGCUGCUGCUGCUGCUGCUGCUGUCGUCGUCGUCCAGGAGGAUGGAGGUGCGGGAGAAGGCGGUGCUCGGGGACAUGAGGAUGCAACUUCUAGGGAGGAAGAAGUGUCCGGCAGCUGCUGCAGCGCUGUGUUUGUGAACACACGUCGAGGCAAAGGAAACGGUACCAAGAGGAAGAUCUCUGAUACUGACACAGAGACAGAGUGUGCUGCACAGGGUGACACGGAAGUGGCUGCAUCAGCUGCACCCUGUGGCGUCAGGGGUUCAAAGAAAAGAAAAGUGUCUCCUGUUCUAGAGGCCAUCGAAACUGAACCAGAGUCUCCGGAGGAGGAGCCACAGGCUGCGUCUGCUGCACCCCGUGGCGUCAGGGGUUCAAAGAAGAGAAAAGUGUCUCCUGUUCUGGAGGCCAUCGAAACUGAACCAGAGCCUCCGGAGGAGCCACAGGUCACAGACGGUGAGCAGCAUCCGGCUGAUGUGAAGGAUGAAGCGCCUGUGCAUGUUGAUACAGAAAAGGCAACAAAAGUAGCCAAAGCUGGUAGAAUCCCUCGUUACCAAGGCCGCCAGCAGAAGAGCAAGCAGUUGUUGAAGCCCGUCACUCCCAACUUCAAAAAACUCCACGAGGCACAUUUCAACAAGAUGGAGUCCAUUGACUCUUAUGUGCAGCGGAAGAACAAGCAGAUGGAGACCUACAGAACUUCUGUUAAAGAGCUGAAGAAACUUUCAGAUAAAACUAAACCGCAGCUGGCUGAUGACAAAACUCAAACAAAGGCAAAUCGUGCGUCCGUGCUCAGCCCUGUUCUGGUCAAUAAGAGGUCAGCUGAUGAAAAACGCAGACACACUUUGCUCUCGGCCAGCAAGGCUCCUCGAAACGAACCUGUCGGGAAGGAAGACGCUCCGUUCAGACCGUCGGUCCUUUCCACUCGCAGGAUCAAUGUUCGGUUCUCAGAAGCCACUCAUGACAACGAGUACAAGAGGCCCUUGUUGAAGACGCCGGCUCACAUGUCGCCCUGUGUGACCUCGAGCACCCCACAGAAACUGACCACCGGUGCAGCAAAGUCCAACAGUGUCAAGACUUCCACCUUCUCAGCCACAAAAACUCCAGGGCCGUACAUUUUCACGGGCAACACAAGCACUUCAGCAACUCCCGGAACACAGACAAAGCCGAACUUUGACCUGAAGGCGAGUCUGUCUCGUCCUCUCACCUACAAGCCUCAUGCAGGUAAACUGAAGCCUUUUGGAGAUGUCAAAGAAAACGCAGCAACGGAGGGAAACAAGUCUCUGAUCUCGAACUCGCAUCAGAAAAAUUACAAACAGCAUCAGGUCGAAACAAGGGAGGGCCGGAGAGGGAAACACAAGGCAGACCGAAAGCAGAAGAAAGAGAGUAUGCUUGGGGCGAGAAGAGGCCUCGUCAUGAUGUAAAAAAAAAAAAAAAAAAUACUGCGCUUUUUUUUCGACAUUUGUACAGCCUGUUGUUCCUCUGUAAAUAUUUUGUCGUUUGCAGCUGAAAAAUUGACUUUCUGCCGUUUUUUAGCCGUCCGUUAGGAAAGUAGAGAAGAUCCUUUGUUAUUCUGUCAACCCACUGUUGUGCUUUUAGAUUUUGUUGGAAUGCUUGAACUCUGAAUGAUGCAUUUAGAUGUGUAGAGAAUCCAUGUACCGCUUUGCAGCAUUUUAAAUUUGAUCUUAAAAAUUUCAUGUGCUCUUUUUUUCCUUUCAUGGAAAGAAUGCUAAGGUUGUUGCAAAAUAAAUGCAAAAUUCUCUUGUUCACAUUCUCCGAUUAAAUUGGCUAUUGCUGUUUUCCAAUGUG
Messenger RNA from Scophthalmus maximus (turbot), 2103 nucleotides. RefSeq names its product nucleolar and spindle associated protein 1 (gene nusap1). The transcript has 12 exons. Gene Ontology annotation, molecular function: microtubule binding. Lineage: Eukaryota; Metazoa; Chordata; Actinopteri; Pleuronectiformes; Scophthalmidae. The record is from RefSeq and is a predicted model, not a curated record. Gene Ontology annotation, cellular component: nucleolus; microtubule; mitotic spindle. Bases 132 to 1718 code for a protein of 528 amino acids. Gene Ontology annotation, biological process: establishment of mitotic spindle localization; mitotic cytokinesis; mitotic chromosome condensation.